GAGAGGGAUGAGCAGUGAACAGGCAACGGCACGACAGAGAAAACGGAAGGCUGGGGGUUGAGGGAAAGGAAAGCACAAUAGAGAGAAAGUGAGCGAGGGAGAGUGACAGGGACAGAGAGAGUGGAGGAGGUGGGGAGGGGGGAUUGGCAUGGUAUACGGAGCAAGCGAGGGAAGAGGAGGGAGAUUUUGAAUCUGUGAAGAGCGACAGAUAGACGGGAGAGUGAGCUGGAGAGGGGACACGUACUCGGAUAGAGAGGAGGAAAGGAGAGCGAGGAUAAACGGACAUUUCAAGUUUUUGCAUGAAUACGAUGAUGGGACUGUACUAUCCUUCCGUGUUGUCGGGCUCUCAGGAUGCAGGAGGUGGUCAAGAGGGUCUCGUCCCCCCAUCCUUCUCCGCCUUCCCCCCUCCUCCCCCUCCACCCCCCCAGAACGGCUUGGCCCUGGAGUACGGGGCCAGUCUGUACGCCGCAGGGGCCAUCCAGGGGUCGGUGGAGGCCGGACAGGCAGGCCUUAACACCCCGACAAGUGUCCCGAACAGCUUAACCACGCACUCAGAUGUGUCGUCACAGAUUGAUACCCAGUUGGUGUGUACAGGAGGUGUUAGCGGGGGUUCCGUAGGUGACGACUCAGAGAAGGGGACCCCCAAACGCCUCCACGUCUCCAACAUUCCCUUCCGCUUCAGAGACCCUGACCUCCGGCAGAUGUUUGGGCAAUUUGGAAAGAUCCUCGACGUAGAGAUCAUAUUCAACGAGAGAGGAUCGAAGGGUUUUGGCUUUGUGACGUUUGAGACGAGCGCAGACGCUGAGAAGGCCAGAGCUGCUCUCCACGGAACUCUGGUGGAAGGACGCAAGGUUGAGGUCAACAACGCCACAGCCAGGGUGAUGACCAAUAAGAAAAUGGUCACCCCAUAUUCUAAUGGAGGAGAGGGGCUCGCCGCUCUACCUUAUGGGCUAUUAAAUGCCAACUCCCCUACAGCCGGGUGGAAGUUGAGUCCAAUGGUUGGAGCCAUGUACAGUCCAGAGCUCUAUACAGUCCCUGGCUUCCCGUACCCUGCGGCGGCUGCCACAGCGGCAGCGACCUUUAGGGGCGCCCACCUCCGGGGUCGUGGCCGGCCGGUCUACAGUGCUGUCAGGGCAGCCCUACCCCAGCAAGCUAUACCUACAUACCCAGGUGUGAUGUAUCAGGAAGGGUUUUACGGUGCAGCAGACCUCUAUGGUGGCUAUGCUGCGUAUCGCUACGCUCAGCCGACUGCGGUAGCUGGUCCUGCAGGAGCAGCGGCUGCCGCAGCAGCUGCCUACAGUGAUGGCUACGGACGGGUGUACACGACAGACCCUUACCACGCUGCACUAAACCCUGCCACAGCUGCAGCCUACGGUGUAGGAGCUAUGGCCACACUGUACAGGGGAGGCUACAGUAGAUUUGCGCCCUACUAAAGAUAACCACAUUUCCCAGGAGCUCUUUCAUCCUGUUUUGAACAAUCUAUAAAAGAGCUCCCUCUGCUGUCCAGGAUGGAGAUUGCAACACGUUGACGCAAGUUUGUCGCCUACCAUGGAAACAUUUAUAUUUCAAAAUCUCCUGCUGUCCACUCUUUUAUCGCUUCAAACAAAAAUAGGAAUGCCAUUUUAAAGACUGGUAGAAAGCCUUGACAAAGAAAAGAAAAUUGAAAAAAAAAGUGUAUUUGAAACAAAUGGCCGCUUGUUUCCAUUGCACGGCUGUAUUAUAGUCCCCCUGUUUCUCCCUCUCGACACUCUCAGCAGCACAAGACACAGAAUGGUCGCCCCCAGCUAGCGUACCUCCAGAGCCUAUCAUGUAACUGGUGUCUGGACCGUUAACUGAACACUGAGACAAACCCCCUACCACACGUAUAACAGCCAAGGUGUAAUGUGGCAUGUACUAUACACAACUCAUACAUCAAGAAUGGAGGCGGAGCCUAGUUAUUGGAAGACAGAACUGUGACUGCCAGUGUCUGCAGGUCUGUGGAGCCUGAAUGAGCGAGAAACCACAGCAACCGAGCACCAAAAGCAUUUUGGAACAGAAAGACAAUUUGCAAACAAAAUGGAGGAUGUGACUCCAUGUUUCCUCUUGUGGGGUGAAGGAGUAUGAGAGAGGAAAUGACAUCAUUGCAGAGAGAGAGAGAGAGAGAGAGAGAGAGUGGAUGGACUGAUGUUUUUUUUAACACUAUUAGAAAUGACUCACUUCAAACUGAGCAGUAAAAGGAUUAUCAUAGCUGUUCCUUACCUCAAAGUUUUCUUAGUCCGUGAAAAUGGGGAACCUUUAAAAAUUGAAUUGUUACAAUUAUGCAAAUAAAUUUAGUUAGAGAGAAAAAAAGUUACCAAAUUAUUAUUAUUAUUAUUGCUGAUUUAUAGCGUUGUCUUUAAUGCGUUAAUAUUGUUAGUUUCAGUGGUUCUCUGAGCACACCUCCACACACAUUUUCCACUUCCCUAGAAACGAGGUCCAGGGGUGUCUACAACAGUGUAGAUAAUAUCUGUGUCAUUCACUACAGUGGGCAACACUACACGUCCCCUCUACAUAACACAAUAUUAUACCAAACUGAACUUCCAGUGCACAACAUCAUAUUCUCACAAUACUUCACACUAUACACAUCACUCAGAACUAUAUAAUAUUUCAUCACUACUAUAGAGGUACCGGCUGGCUUUUUAUUGCAUUGUGAAUGUUAGGCUGAGACAUAUAUCACUGAUAUCAUUGAAACAACCAGAACCUAGUGUCCUAGAAUAAACUUCUUCAGUUAUAUUUCUUUGAAAAGGUAUGAUAGGGAUGUAUUAUUUGGCUAUAUGAUUGAUUUCCCUAACCUGUUCUGUCUUUUAGAAGAGCAGGUAAACAUCAAGUACAGUCUUCCUGAGAAUAGCUACGUUGGUAAUAGAUAGUGAGAUUCUGUCAACAGGCGUUGAAAGAGGGACACCAUCAAUAUGAAAAAUAUUUAAUGCAAAAUACCAUACUAUUGUGCAUAUUUCUAUAUCCUUAUACUCUAUUUCCAAAUGUGGUUGUUUUUGCCUCUUUUUUUUUGUUCCAAAGAUUUGUAGAAAAGCACACUUUUAGUCAUGUGUAUGAUAAAUAUAUUAUCGUUCUUGUGGUUAUGAUUAUAAGUGCGGUCUUUUUAUUUGUUGCAUUAGCUCUUGUUAUAUUUUUUCUAUUGGUAAAUGUUGUUGUUCCUCCUAAAGUAAGGUGACAUUUUCAUUUCAAGAUUAGUUGAAAUCUGAUAUUUUUUUCCCUCUUGUGUUGUUUUCUAGGGCAGAGGGGAAUGGAUUCUUUGGUAGUUCAAAGAGGGAGGGAACCAUAGAGGUAUGCCACUAUGACAUCAGCCUAUCUAGUGUUCUAUAUCUAUGGCGCGAACAAAACGGGAAAGCAUGUAAAACGAAACUACCAAACUAAUUUUCUCAAUGGAAGAAACAGGACUUUUUGGUCCAGACUGAAAUAGGGUGAUGGGGUGGUUGGCAAGCAUUGGAUUGAGUAUUUUUCCUUCCAAAAAAUAGGGAAGGCUGAAAUGUUCGGGCCUCACAAUUUAUUCCAAGUCCAAAGUUUACAGUAGACAAGAAUACGCUGGAAUGAAUGGUGGCCUGACAAGCACUUCUUCUGACCUGGUGAAGUAACCUAGACUCCUCACAUUUCAGUGCUGAAAUGAGUCGGUUGAGGUUUAAAACGGAUGUGAAGAGCGUAGCGGUCGUGUGCUGUCUUGGUUAAAAGCCAUGCGGCUUUGAAUGAUCCAAGUACCGUAUACAACAGGUUGUAAGUGUUAUCGUUUGGUUUGUACAAUGGUAAAUGUUUCAAAGCAGUUUUACAAAGAAAAUGUUAUGUGGGGCAUGAACUAAUUACUAUGAAACAAUAUUUCAAAAUGCUGCAGUCAUUGUUUAUUUUGAAAUGUUUGCUCUAUUUUUCAUUUUAUUUUUGGUUUUCUGGCUGUGUGUACCACUCUUCUCUGUGUGAACUUAAUCUAAGACUUCAACAGGGGUCAAACUCUUCUCUGGUCAUUUGACUUUAUUAUCAUGUAUUGCAAAAGUGGACUGAAAUAUGAAUAACUGAAAAGAUACAGCCAAAGAUAGUUAUUUAUGCCCUAUUUCUUUGGUUACCAAAUUGAGAAACGCAGAGCAAAGUGGAUAAAUGAUUGACAACCUAUUGAAACAAUCAACAUGGGCAACUAGCAUGAUGUCGUUCUCCAGGAAGUAGAGUUUGAGACCCCUGACCUAAAUGUUUUGCAUGAUUUUUCUGUCUUUUGAGAUCAGACUCCAACAGCAUUCGGUUGCAGUAGUCAUCUUUUAUCACUAAACCCCAUUGAGAAUGUUAGGCAGCUAGCCCUUUUUUAUGCUUAGUAUGCUAGUGUAGCAAAGAAGAGCACAGUGCUGUUUGUCAAAGACUCAGGCCCAGUGAUGGGCAAAACAAAAUGGCCACCACAACGAGGCAAGAACACAAUGGCAACGUUCUAAUUUCCAUACCAGCAUAUUACUUUGAAUGCAUACCUUGAUACAGUGCUUCAUACUAAGUAGUAUACUUCUGUGGAUAUUGGAACAGAGCCAUGGAGUAGGCUCCUUGUAUUAUAUUAUACAGUGAGGUGGUUAUUUUUAAUCACUAUAGGUUUCAAAUGGAAGUGACUGUCCUUUUUUGAAUCUCUUCCCCUCUGUCAUGUUUAUCCAUUGGCUGCCAUUAUGCUAUUUUGUUAGUGAAUGUCCAUAUAAAAUCUUUUAUAUAAAAUA
Molecule: messenger RNA, 4706 nt
Organism: Oncorhynchus keta (chum salmon)
Lineage: Eukaryota; Metazoa; Chordata; Actinopteri; Salmoniformes; Salmonidae
Product: RNA binding protein fox-1 homolog 2-like
Exons: 12
Coding region: 300-1433 (377 amino acids)
Biological process (GO): regulation of alternative mRNA splicing, via spliceosome; nervous system development
Cellular component (GO): nucleus; cytoplasm
Molecular function (GO): mRNA binding
Source: RefSeq, a predicted model, not a curated record